AUGAUUGCAACUUCUCUUGAUUCUGUGGAUUUUCUGAAGAAAAAUUAUGAGCAUGCAAUGUCCAACAUCCAGAAGCUUAGGAGUAGAAAGUGCAUUGUCAUGCAUGGGAUUGACGCUACCAAAGUUGCAAGCCCUCAAUUGUUUGGAGGAAUGACAUUUGAUCGGAUAAUUUACAACUUUCCCUUUGCUGGAUUUUUCAAGGACUUAUCUCGAGAGGCUCAAUUAAGAAAGCAUAGAAGGCUCGUGAGUUUGUUUCUUAAGAAUGCAAAAGAGAUGAUAGGCGAAAAUGGUGAAAUUCAUAUUUCCCACAAAACCAAUGCUUUUCAUAUAGAAUGGAAGUUAGAAUCAAUGGCUUCUUCCCACGGGCUUAUGCUCAUUGAGGCUGUGGAAUUCGAUCAAUCUGAUUACAAAGGUUAUAAGACAAAGCGUGGUUUUGGGGGUGACAUGAAUUUCAAUUGUUACCCUAGUAAAACCUACAAGUUUGGUCUUAAAAGGGCGCAAGUUCAGCUGCUAAAUAUUUUGAAGAAAAAUUAUCAGCGUGCAAUGUCCAACAUCCAGAUGCUUAGGACUAGAAAGUGCAUUGUCUUGCUGGGGAUUGACGCUACCAAAGUUGCAAGUCCUCACUUGUUUGGAGGAAAGACAUUUGAUCGGAUAAUUUACAACUUUCCCUUUGCUGGAUUUUUCAAGAACUUAUCUCGUGAGGCUACCCUAAGAAAGCACAGAAGACUCGUGAGUUUGUUUCUUAAGAAUGCAAAAGCGAUAAUAGGUGAAAAUGGUGAAAUUCACAUUUCCCACAAAACCAAUGCUUUUCAUAUAGAAUGGAAUUUAGAAUCAAUGGAUUCUUCCCACGGGCUUAGACUCAUUGGGGCUCCGGAAUUCGAUCAAUCUGAUUACAAAGAUUAUAACACAAAGCGUGGUUUUGGGGGUGACAUGAAUUUCAAUUGUUACCCUAGUAAAACCUACAAGUUUGGUCUUAAAAGGGCACAAGUUCAGCUCCUAAGUUAG
This is a messenger RNA of Fraxinus pennsylvanica, 1005 nucleotides long. The record is from the annotation of a GenBank genome assembly. NCBI's taxonomy places the organism in Eukaryota, Viridiplantae, Streptophyta, Magnoliopsida, Lamiales, Oleaceae.